AUGAUAACUGUCACUUACAACCCUGCUCCAGGUGGUCCUGUCCCGCAUUACCCUGCUCAAGGCGGCCAUCCUGUCCCGCAUUACCCUGCUCAAGGCGGCCAUCUUGUCCCGCAUUACUCUGCUCUGGGUGGCUCUUCUCUCACCACACAAGGCGGUCAAAAUGCCAACCCGCAGACAGUUCCGAGUGACUCACCUAUGGAUGGAGACAUAGAGGCACAUCGCGCGGCAUACUUGGAUCUCACAUGGGAUAAAAGACCGCCAGAAGUCGAGAUGCUACAGAUCCGCAAUGAGUCACUUAUGGAGAGACAAAUCGGAAGGGAGCCACUGAUCCCGACUCGAGGCAUUGACCUUUCUCUGUUCACACGACCUCAAAAGGAUCAAACAUCUUCUAGCCCUUCCGAACCUUCUAUGUUACAAAGACUCCCCGAUGAGCUCCUUUUGAUGAUCGUCUCCGGCAUAUCGGACCCAAAUGACAAAUCAUCGCUCUUCGCCUUCUUCGCCCUCCGUCAGGUCUCUCGCCGAUUUAGACGUCUAUUGCAUGCAGAUGACUUUAUUCACCAUCCAUUCUCCCGUCAAGGGUGCUGUCAAAUGUGUGCAGAUGGUUACAAAGACAAAUACACGUCGCCAAUCUGUCCACCCGGUGGACGCCACUGUUUUGACUAUAAGCCCGGUGGAGGGGUGUACAGAGUCCAAGGUGCUCUGAAGACCAAGGGAGUAUGGGGGGCUGGAGGACUUGGGGAUUUCAUCAGAAGUUACACCACCUGCAAGAACUGCCAGGAAAGUCGGGAGGACAGGAUCAAGGCUGGUUACUCGACGACUUGCAAGUUUUCGCCUUGUGAUUCCGAAGAGCUCCUUCAUUGCCACUCCUGUGAGAGGGACCACCCCUCAUCAUGCUUUUCCCAAGACCAAGCAAAGCUACCGAAUGGACGAGUCUGUAUUGCACACGAGGGCUAUAUCCGAAUUUGUGACCACAAAACACUCACCCGGGCUGAUAUAAAACUUCUUCUGCCCAGCGAGGUGCCUGAAGACCGUCCGGUAUUUGUAACGAGCUGUGACCAUCCCGAGCAUAAGGUUUCAUGCAACGACAGCUUCGACUAUACCGACCAGACCCCGAGAGUAUUUGCCGCAAAAUCUGACGGCCUGGUUAUGCUACACAUUCUAUGGCAAGUUCAUUCGGGUAGCGAUCGAACUCUCCUCCACCAAAGUGGCUAUUUACACCGACAUAAGCUCAACAACUCACUUCGGAAGAUUCGACAGAAUGGAGGACACUUGUUCCUACCCCAACGUGGCCCUAAUACGUUACCUGAAUGGAGCGUCAUCUCCGAGAUCGACCGCUCUGAGGUAGUGUCAUCAGAAGAAGAUCUUAUCAAGCUCCGUGGUGGCUGGGGCCACAUGAAUCGCCAACGUAGACACAACUUGGCUCUUCUAGGCUCCGACAGAAUAGCAUGUGGUCACUGCAGAUACGACAAGAGAUGCAUUGUUGUCAAUUACCAUUGGAAGAUAUGUUUCUCGGAUGCAGAAGUGGGCUGGGCGUCUCACGAAUGGUUUCAUGCCAUGGAUAGGAAGUCAUAUGUAUAUAAUGGACCUGCUGGCGUACCUGAGACCUGCAAUAUCGAAGGCUGCCGCAAUAGCUACGUGGGUAAAGAAGAUCAGGUUGAUCAGUGGCCACAAACGGUGAAUUGGAUCUGCCAAAGGGACAACUAUAGUAUUUGGGACAGGACUUGUAAAUUGGUAGCCCAGGAGAAGCAGCGUCGCAGGGAUGAUAGACAAACUCUUCAAUCAUGGGAGAUUUACGAGCCUGAGAGGAGCUGGGAGAGGCUUUGUCACCCAGAGAACAAUUAA
Fusarium subglutinans is the source of this 1842-nucleotide messenger RNA. RefSeq lists its product as uncharacterized. Gene Ontology annotation, molecular function: protein binding. The coding region runs from base 1 to 1842 and encodes 613 amino acids. The transcript has a single exon. The record is from RefSeq and is a predicted model, not a curated record. NCBI's taxonomy places the organism in Eukaryota, Fungi, Ascomycota, Sordariomycetes, Hypocreales, Nectriaceae.